Molecule: messenger RNA, 2397 nt
Organism: Prorocentrum cordatum
Lineage: Eukaryota; Dinophyceae; Prorocentrales; Prorocentraceae
Source: the annotation of a GenBank genome assembly
GCGAGGAUGAACCUGUUCUGGAGAAAUCUCCCUCCGCCGCCGCCACUCUCGUCGUCGUCGUCGUCGGCGGCGGCGCCGCCAUCGCCGGCGCCGGCGAGGGUGUACCUGAACUGGCGAGAUCUCCCUGCCGGCCUGUCGCCCAAGGUCGGCCUGCAUUUGGACUUCUCGUGCGCCGCGGGCGACGCCGGGCUCGUCGCCGCGGACGUCGUGGAACACCGGGAGGGCGCAGGCGUGGCACCGCAGGCGCCGCCCGGCCGGCGAGGCAGGCGCGCGAGGCGCCCACCGCCGGACCCCAUGGCGCAGCUGGAGAGGCAGUGGGCCAGGGAGGACGCCCUGCUCGGCGCGCACGACCCCGACCCGCGGGAGCCCCCCGAGGAGCAGCCGGACCCUGCUGGUGAGGACACGGUGCGCAAUUAUGGGAUCAAAGCAUAUCUGCUGCCAGACGGCUCUGGCGGAGUCGACGUCCUCUCUUCCCCUGAUCCCGAACCUCCAGACAUUGACUUGGCUACGUACGAGGCAAUUACGAGACAUCUCAGAGCGCUUGGAUAUUUGAGUGCCACGUCAUCCCUGAUCAGCCCUCGAGAGCUUGUACCAGCAAUUGCCAAGUUCUGGUACACAUGCAACAUGGACAAGUUGGUAGUGUUCCCAUACACGUUCGCACUGCGUAGCAUGUCGAAUCUCUUGCGCACCAGGCCAAACGAGUUCGAGCAUGCUCGAGACCGCGACCUGGCCUUCGUGUUACCACUGAAAAACUCGUCCCACAAGCGCUAUGGCUCCAUUCCGGCUGGCAGAAUCGCCAAAGGGGGCGGCCCUGCCAUGAUGGAGAAUGUUCACGGCCAGAGCGCCCUCCCUGCGCUGCCCGCGGGCUUGACCUACACGCAGGUUGCCGCUGGAGCGGGUCACACGGUCCUGCUCCGGACCGAUGGCUCUGCCGUGGCCUGCGGCCAGAAUGGUGAGGGCGUCUGUGCUCUCCCUGCGCUGCCCGCGGGCCUGACCUACACACAGGUCGCCGCUGGAGACGAUCACACGGUCCUGCUUCGGAGCGAUGGCUCCGCCGUGGCCUGCGGCCAGAAUUGUGACGGCCAGUGCGCCCUCCCUGCGCUGCCCGCGGGCUUUACCUACACGCAGGUCGCCGCUGGAAUGGGUCACACGGUCCUGCUCCGGACCGAUGGCUCUGCCGUGGCCUGCGGCCGAGAUGAUGAGGGCCAGUGCGCCCUGCCGGCGCUGCCCGCGGGCCUGACCUGCACGCAGGUCGCCGCUGGAGGGUGGCACACGGUCGUGCUCCGGAGCGAUGGCUCCGCCGUGGCCUGCGGCCAGAAUGGUGACGGCCAGUGCGCCCUCCCUGCGCUGCCCGCGGGCUUGACCUACACGCAGGUCGCCGCUGGUCUGAUGCACACGGUCCUGCUCCGGAGCGAUGGCUCCGCCGUGGCCUGCGGCCAGAAUGAUGAAGGCCAGUGCGCCCUCCCGGCGCUGCCCGCGCGCCUGACCUACACGCAGGUCGCCGCUGGAGAGACUCACUCGGUCCUGCUCCGGAGCGAUGGCACCGCCGUGGCCUGCGGCUGGAAUGGCGACGGCGAGUGCGCCCUCCCGGCGCUGCCCGCGGGCCUGACCUACACGGCCCACCUGUUGCCGGCGAUGCUCCUCCAGGCGUCGCUGGACGGCGACACGAUGCGCUUCAUGACCUUCGGCGGGGCGGAGCGCUCCAGGUCCUGGGCUGGCCCCGCCGCCCGCCUCGCGGACAUCUACGAGCAGCUGCUGGCCGACCACCGCGCGGGCAGGCUGGGGCCCGGAGCCUGGCGGGUGGACGCCGUCUUGCCUGGCGGCCGGCUGCUGAGCAGCGCGGCGGCCGAGGAAACUGUCGCCGAGUGCGCCCUGCCGGCGCUGCCCGCGGGCCUGACCUACACGCCGGUUGCCGCUGGUCUGUGGCACGCGGUCUUGCUCUGGACCGAUGGCUCCGCCGUGGCCCGCGGCUGGAAUGUUCUAGGCCAGUGCGCCCUCCCGGCGCUGCCCGCGGGCCUGACCUGGACGCAGGUCGCCGUUGGAGGGAUGCACUCGCUCCUGGUCCGGAGCGAUGGCACCGCCGUGGCCUGCGGCCAGAAUGAUCAAGGCCAGUGCGCCCUCCCGGCGCUACCCGCGGACCUGACCUGCACGCAGGUCGCUGCUGGAGGGUGGCACACGGUCCUGCUCUGGAUCGAUGACUCCGCCGUGGCCUGCGGCCAGAAUGCUCAAGGCCAGUGCGCCCUCCUGGCGCUGCCCGCGGGCCUGACCUACACGCCGGUCGCCGCUGGUCUGAGUCACGCCGUCCUGCUCCAGAGAGAUGGCACCGCCUGCGCCGUACCUGCGCUGCCCGCGGGCCUGACCUACACGGCCAGCCUGUUGCCAGCGAUGCUCCUCUAG